Messenger RNA from Dibothriocephalus latus, 345 nucleotides. NCBI's taxonomy places the organism in Eukaryota, Metazoa, Platyhelminthes, Cestoda, Diphyllobothriidea, Diphyllobothriidae. The record is from the annotation of a GenBank genome assembly.
GAAUCCGAGGAUCCACCCCUCUACUGCAGCCUUAGGUACUGUACCACGAUAAGCACUCGCCCGAAUUCAAUGGCCCGGGCACCGGCACCUAUCCGCCAGCGAUCUGUCAGCACCGAAACUCUAACCUCCGCAAUGAAAAUCGAUCCAAUUGGAGCUACCAAUAACAGACCGAAGCCGACAGCCAUGGCAUUGAUCGAACAACCUACUUCAACUGACUUACCCAAAACUCCGAUUAUAAAGAGGCCACUGCACAGUUCUGUGCUAACCUUCCGGGUCAGACGGACACCUUUCAAGAUGAAUCGGGAGAAACUGCCAGCCUUACAACCUCUGGCGCCCUUUUCGUGA